Fundulus heteroclitus (mummichog) is the source of this 3088-nucleotide messenger RNA. RefSeq names its product obg-like ATPase 1. Bases 157 to 1353 code for a protein of 398 amino acids. NCBI's taxonomy places the organism in Eukaryota, Metazoa, Chordata, Actinopteri, Cyprinodontiformes, Fundulidae. The transcript has 11 exons. The record is from RefSeq and is a predicted model, not a curated record. Gene Ontology annotation, cellular component: cytoplasm. Gene Ontology annotation, molecular function: ATP binding; ATP hydrolysis activity; GTP binding.
GCAUGCAGACAGAGUUCAAGCUGAAGCACUCGCACCCAGGCUGGUUAUGUUUGAGGACUGUUUUUUUUUUUCUUCUUCUUUUUCCUGGGAAUAAAUGUGCUUCUCUCAGUGUGUCAUCUGCUGUAGAAGUCGAUUCAAGGCUUAAGAGUGAGAGACAUGGCUCCGAAAAAGGCCAAAGGAGAUGAUGUACCAAAGCCACCGCCGUUGAUUGGAAGGUUUGGGACUUCUCUGAAGAUAGGGAUUGUUGGCUUGCCCAAUGUUGGGAAGUCAACCUUUUUCAACGUACUGACAAAGAGUCAGGCUGCAGCAGAAAAUUUCCCCUUCUGCACCAUUGACCCAAAUGAAAGCAGAGUGCCCAUUCCAGAUGAACGCUAUGAUUUCCUCUGCCAAUUCCACAAACCUGCCAGUAAAAUCCCAGCAUUCCUUAAUGUUGUGGACAUUGCUGGCCUGGUGAAAGGUGCUCAUGUCGGCCAAGGCCUGGGUAAUGCCUUCCUCUCCCACAUCAGUGCCUGCGAUGGCAUCUUCCACCUGACACGUGCUUUUGAGGAUGAGGAUAUCAUCCAUGUUGAGGGGACAGUAGACCCGGUUCGAGAUAUGGAGAUCAUCCACGAGGAGCUGAGGCUGAAGGAUGUGGAGAUGAUCGCCCCCAUUAUCGACAAGCUGGAGAAGACGGCCGUUAGAGGCGGUGACAAGAAACUCAAACCAGAAUAUGACGUUAUGUGCAAAAUAAAGAGCUGGGUCGUGGAUGAAAAGAAGCACGUCCGCUACUAUCACGACUGGAACGACAAGGAGAUCGAAGUGCUGAACAAAUACUUGUUUUUGACAUCCAAACCAAUGAUCUACCUCGUUAAUCUGUCUGAGAAAGACUACAUAAGGAGGAAGAACAAAUGGUUGGUGAAAAUAAAGGAGUGGGUGGACAGUCACGACCCCGGAGCCUUGGUCAUCCCCUUCAGCGGCAACCUGGAGAGUCAGCUGCAGGACAUGAGCGAAGAGGAGAGACAGAAGUGCUGCAAAGAGCACAAGACGCAGAGCGCCCUGGGCAAGAUCAUCAAGGCAGGCUACGCGGCCCUGCAGCUGGAGUACUUCUUCACCGCCGGCCCAGAUGAGGUCCGCGCCUGGACCAUCCGGAAAGGAACUAAGGCUCCACAGGCUGCGGGGAAGAUCCACACGGACUUCGAGAGGGGCUUCAUUAUGGCAGAAGUAAUGAAAUUCCAGGAUUUUAAAGAAGAAGGCAGCGAGAGCGCUGUCAAGGCAGCUGGGAAAUACAGACAGCAGGGAAGAAACUACACCGUUGAGGAUGGAGACAUCAUCUUUUUCAAAUUCAACGCACCAAACGCACCAAAGAAGAAGUGACUUGGGAAGGAUGUUGUUGAUGUUUACACAACUGACUUUAUUUUUCUUCAUUUUUUGGGGGUCGGAUACAUGCAGUGCCAUCAAAGCAUUCACAACCCUUCACUUUUUCCACAUUGUGUUACGUUACCGACCUAUUCUGAAAUUGAUUUUGGUAAAGUUUUCUUUUGAAACAAAAAAAAAAAUGUCUACUCAGAAUACCCCAUAAAGACAAUGUGAAAAUGUCAUGGUUGUCAGACAUGUUUGGAAAUGUAUACAAACCUUAACAUUUAACUAUAACAGAUAUGUAAGUAUUCACACCCUUUGCUAUGACAAAUGCUGCUCAGUUGCAUCUGAUUUCCAUUGAUUUUCUUUCCCUUUAGAUGUUUCUGCAACUUGACAGGAGUCCACCUGUAUUAAAAUUAAACCAAUUGAACAGAAUUUGAAAAGGAACACAUUUGUCUUAAUGAGGUCUCAUGUUGACAGUGGAUAUCGCAGCAGAAACCAAGCGAUGAAGUCAGAGGCAUUAUCUGUAGGCCUCUGAGAUUGGUUUGUCUCAAGGUACAAAUCUGAAGAAGGGGGAAAAAAAACAUGUCCACGUCACCUAAUGUCCUAAAAAGCGCCAGGACCUCUUUUGGAUUUGACCAAACCGAGUAAUCAGAACACAUUUAGGUGGAGCUCCAAUCAGUGCUUGUGGAGAUAAGAUCGUCCAGAUAGUCCUGUUUCGCUAGCCCUCCCCAUCAGUCAGGUCUUUAUGGUAGUGUGGCAAAACAGAAACGACUCCUCACAAAGAUGCACAUGGCAGCCAGCUUGAAUUCUCCUCAAACAAACACUUUUUUGGGCAGGAGAAACGAAAGAAGGCCUCCAGGAUCCAAAACAAAGCUUUUGUGCCUGAACUCAAAGCAUCUUGUCUAGAGGAAAACAGACAUCGCUCAAUACUUUGCUCAUGCCAUUCCUGCUCUCCAGCAUGGUGGUGGCAGCAUCAUGCUGUGUGAAUGUUUUGCCCAAGCAGGAUCUGAAUGACUCGAUAAGAAAACAGCAGCCAACUAUGCAGAGGUGUUUCAAGAAAGCCCGCUCCAGAAAGCUCUGGAACGAUUCAUCUUCCAACACGUCUAUGCACCGAAGCACACAGCCAGGAUAACAAAGGAAUGGCUUCAGGCCAAGCUGUGAAUGUCCUUGAGUAGCCCAGUCAGAGCUGGACUUAAAUCCAAAUAAUAAUCUCAGGGAAAGAAUGUAGAGAAAAAAAAAAGUAAGACAUGGGCGUGAAACAUCCAUCCAAUUUUCAAAUCUGUCUAAGUAACUAAUUUCCAUUAUAAUUUUGGGGUACUGUGUGUAGAUAUGUGUGAUAAAAAUCCUCAGAUCGAUUUUAAAAAAAGUUUUUACUACAAAGUGUGGAAAAAGCGAAGGGGUGUGAAUAUUUCUGGUGGCACUAAAGAGCGUCUUCCUACGUUUUAGUUCCCCACCUUGAGAGCCAAAACACAGGUUCUGUGCGCUCUGACAGCUUCUCUGUAUAAGAUCAGGAUCGGGGAACAACCCCCCCCCCCCCCCACCCCCACCCCACCCCCCACCUCCAAAUCGUAGCAGCAUUUUAAGGAGCAUAUUACUCUCCAGAUACUUCAUUAAUCUCCAUCACAGGUGCCAGCGCUGACACAGCUGACAGUGGAGACAAUGCCACCUGCUCUGCUCCCCCUGCUGCAGAUAAUGCAUGUUUUACAGUAGGCCAGAUGUCUACACUCAAUAAAACAUUUGACAAAAAACA